GCUGCCGCCGCCACCAUGAGCCGCGCAGCGCUGCGGGGCCCGCGGCUGCUGGGGCCGGCCGCCCGCCCGCCGCGCUGGGGCCGCCGCCGCCGCAGCGCGGGCUGCGAGCCCCCGGCGGGCGCCGCGGUGCGCAUCGGCUGCGCCUCGGGCUUCUGGGGGGACACGGCGGCCGCAGUGCCGCAGCUGCUCUACGGAGGGAAGCUGGAUUUCCUUGUUUUCGAUUACCUCUCCGAGAUCACCAUGUCGCUGCUGACGGCCGCCAAGGCCCGGUCUCCCCUCUUAGGUUACACUCCGGAUUUUGUCUCCACUGCCAUGGCUCCCUAUAUAAAAGAUAUUCACAGGAAAGGUGUUCGUGUCAUCAGUAAUGCUGGUGGAAUUAACCCACUUGCUUGUGCAGCUGCCCUUCAGGAGGUGGCAAAGAAAGCAGAUGUUGAUUUGAAAAUAGCUGUUGUUGCUGGAGAUGAUCUGAUGAGUGAGAAAGAGAACUUAAAAGGAGCUGGUAUCACCGAUUUAGAGAGUGGCAAACGAUUUCCAGAGAAUAUUGACAGCAUGAAUGUGUAUCUUGGUGCAAGACCAAUAAGCAGAGCUCUAGACCUUGGAGCUGAUAUUGUUGUGACAGGCAGAUGUGUUGACAGUGGGAUUGUAUUAGGACCACUCAUUCAUUCUUUUGGCUGGAAUAGGGAUGACUAUGACUUGCUAGCUGCAGGAAGUCUUGCAGGUCAUCUCAUUGAAUGUGGUGCUCAGUGUACAGGUGGAAUAUUCACUGAUUGGCACACAGUACCAGACUGGCACAACAUAGGCUUUCCCAUUGUAGAAUGUUCCUCUGAAGGAGACUUCAUUCUUUCCAAGCCACCAGACACAGGGGGACUAAUCUCUUUUGGCACUGUAGCUGAGCAGUUGUUGUAUGAAUUGGGCAAUCCUCAGCGCUAUCUUUUACCAGAUGUUACAUGUGACUUUUCCCAGGUUUCUAUCACAGAAAUUCCAGGUUUUGAUGGUGGAGCAGUGAAAGUUUGUGGAGCAAAAGGAUUGCCUCCUUCAACAUUUUAUAAGGUAAAUGCCACUUAUCUUGAUGGCUUCAGAGCUACUGCUGUCUGUCCAGUGGGAGGCCCAAAGGCAGUACAGAAAGCAAAGCGCACUGCAGAAGCUAUUCUGCAGAGGACUCGUCUUAUUUUCAGUCAGCUUGGAUAUGAAGAUUACAGUGCAGUUAACAUACAGGUUUUGGGAUCUGAAGAUACAUAUGGACCUCAUGCUAGAAGGAGUAUAGAUGGUCAGGGACCUCGGGAAGCUGUCAUUUGGCUUGCUGUACACCAUAAACAAAGGGAAGCUGUAGAAAUCUUCUCCAAAGAGAUUGCACCAGCUGGAACUGGCAUGGCCCCUGGCCUCACUGGAAUUGUUGGAGGGCGCCCCAGAGUGUCUCCAGUUUUGAAGCCAUUUUUCUUCUAUUAUCCCAAAAGCAAUGUUCAGAUCAACCUAUUUUUAAAUGGGCAGCAUGUUGAGAUAUUUGAGGAGGAUCUCACAUUUACAUCAGAUGAGGUGGUUUCUUUUGAUCUGCCCAAGAUUAGCAGUGAAUUGAAAGAUCUGCCAAGUGGUCCACAUACUUACCGCUUAGAAGAGCUUGCUUAUACUAGAAGUGGAGACAAAGGCAAUUCUGCAAACAUAGGUGUGAUAGCACGGCAUCCCCUCUACUAUCCAUACCUAAAGAAAACUUUAACUGCUCAAGCCCUGGAGAAUUACUUUCAACACCUUUUAGAGCGCGAGAAACCAGAAGAAGAGCUAGUAACAAGUUCCCAAAUCUGCAGGAGCCUUGCUAACUGAAGCUUCCCAAGCCUCUGAGCCACUGCUGAACUGAGAGCUAGAAAUCUGUAAAACACUACAUGAAAUACAUUCACACAGCCACUGUAGUCUGGAGCCCAAACUUAUCAGAUAAUCCAUCAGAAAUAUGCCUCAUACUGUCCCUGUUUCUGCAAAGCAUUUUAGUAUUUAUGAAGUUCACUCACUUUAUCUAAAGUAUUCUUUCUAGUACUUCACUCUCGCCCACUUUUGUGCCAUGUAUACCAAGCCAGAAUUUAAAGAAAAAGCAUAGCUAAUUUAUCUUAAAAUUUGAAAGAGAAUACAUCCUGAACAGGACACUUCUGUGAUACUCAUCUACAAAAGAAUAUCCUCUGCCAGCAGACAACAAAUGUAAUAUUCUUAUUUUUGUGGUAUGGCUGAUGCUCAGGGCCCUUCCUAGGACUGAAUGAAACAUGCACUGCUCUUGUAUGCUCUUGUACUGUUGUAGCAUGAGGUAAUGAAGCUCGCUCUCCUAAGGAUGGCCAGUAAAACAGUCAACAGAUUUUCAACCUUUUUAUCUUUUUGAAAACAAGUAAAAGCUGAAUACAGCCACAAACCUUCUUCUAAAGUCUUGUAAAACAUGUUUUGAUACAAAGUCAAUUAUGCUGCACAUAAGGAGAUUUUGCCAGAAUCCUUUAUGUAUUUCCAUGGGUAAUGGAUCAACUGUUCACUGUCUUUUUGUUUGUUCAAAAAGCUUGAGUCAGAAAGGUACCGCUCAAAGCUCAGAGAGAGCUUGGAGUGGGAGAGAUGGAGAGCUGAUCUCUCAAUUGUAAGUGCUGGUUUUGUCUUCAUAAGCAGCUCAGUGCAGAUCUUGCCCACUGUUUCAUAAGUGCUAGCAAAUCUAUGUGUCUAAUAAAUUGUGAUACUAAGAAUUGUAAUUGAAUUUCCUUGGAAACAGAGUAGAGAUGAGAAGAAAUAAACAGUGGCAUGCCUCCUAAUUAUCCUUCUAGAAAUUGAUUCGUUGUCAUUCCUUAAUGCUGUUUAUGUUCAUAAAUAAAAGUAGAAAUUUGCUCUCUCUGGAUGAAGCCAAAUUAAUUUGAUUAAUUAGAUUAUCUGUUUGUGGUUUUGGCUUCCUUUAAUGAUGUGAUAAUGGAGCUCUGUGAGUGAAUUGGAAAGCUACUGGGGAAAAAGAAUAAAACCUUUUGUGGAAAUAUUUAGGAUUAUAGGGAUUAAGCUCAUGUGCUUCAGAUUGUGUAGUUUCUUUUUAAAUUACUUGUUUAUUUUUUAGUUUUAACUGUCAUUAAAAAGAGUUGUCUUACUGUCUGAUUUUCCUUCAUUUCCUUUAUUUAAAUGGUGAGUAGUUAAAAACUAUGUAUUAGUUUUGCUACUAUAAACAUACCAACUAUGGUUCUACUUACUGCAGAACAGAGUCUGCUAACCAGCUGCCUUUCAUGCUUUUUCAUGAGAGGCAUUAAAUUGGUGUACUAAACAGAGAAAAGGUUAUUUUGAAACUCAAACUUCCAGAUCUGCAGGUAUAAUAGUAGCAAAAGAUGAUCUUUCAAUCCUCAGGUGAUUGCUUCCCACAGGAGAGUGCUGGAGUACAUUUGAGUGCCUUAACACAGAGAACAAGAAACUUUUUGUGCAGUGGUACUAGGUCAGUCAUUUAAGGACAGUAAAACUAUCCUAUAAGAUUUUGUUAUUUGCAUCUUCUGAAAUGUGGUAUAUGUAACGUUUUGAGAACAUUUAAAUGCUCAUAAGUAUUAAAAAUUGACAGCUGAUUUCUUCCUAUGCAAUGUUUUCACCAAGAGCUGAAGAACAAGGAAUGUGGAUGCUGAUCCUUCUAGAUGCUUUUUUACAUACAUUUGUUAGGAAAAAUAAGUAUUUCUCUACAGUAUAUCUCAUAUGCAAACACUUCUUUAAGCCUAUGGACUUGGCUCCUGCUUUCCUGUGCUGAAAAGAAUCCUGUCUUUUCCUUGAUUUAAAUGCUUUAAAUAAUUUUGUAUCAUUAUUACUUCCAUGCUUCUCUGAAUAUUAUGGACAGCACUUUAAAGGAAGUAGUUAAGCAGGCACUCCAUUGUGCAUAAGCGUAGGAAUUCAGCAAGAACAGUGAAUAUUCCUUACUGGUUUCUGUCACAGAGUAUUCUUUGAAAGGUUUGUUUUCUGUUUUUAAAAGCAGCUCUUAAAACAUUUAGUUAAGCUGUACAAUUAGAUAAUUUUUUUCCUUUAGAUCUCAGUUAAUUAAGAUUAAAUUGUUCAGUUAUGCUGAGUAAAUGCCUGCCAGCAUUUUGGUCAGUCUAUUGUUGCUGCUUAAGACUAUUAUAAUGGCUAUAGUGGUUUUUCUUCAUUUUAUUGUGGAAGUUUAUUUUCUGUGUGGAAAUAUUUUGGAUGCUCAGAUGCUUCAGACAAGCCUUAAAUUAAUGAAGAUGCUGGCUUUCAUAUAUUAUUUUAUAAUUCUCAUUUUCGCAACAUUAUCCCACUGUAAAUAUUUUCUCAAAAUAAAUAAAAUGAAUGUGCCAUGUUAUAGUGUUCCAAAUAAAGAUCUGUUGUUUGUAUUACGUAUUUUCUCUGUCGAAAUUACUGCAGAAAGUGAAAUGAAAUUCUUCCACUUAUUUGUAUAUGCUCCUCAGUUUCUCUCUUGAUUUCUUUUUCCUUAUUGAUUUUCAUGACACUUCUUUUGAAAGAUGAGAUGUUAGGAAUUGAAAUUCCAUCAGUUUAGUUCUUGAGAAGACAUCCUUCAGUUGUGAAAUUCUAUGCUGCCUGGAAAUCUUUGCCAGCUUUUCAGAGUAACAUUUAUAGUGUACUCCUUUGCUUUGGUAGAUCUCUGGCUUUCGUGGUAUGUGGUGAUUGGCAAUUUUUAUUUAGCUUUUUAGAAAAUUUUGUGGAGUUAUGCUAUAUAGUUGAUUAUAGUAUUAAAUUCAGUAAAUUAGGUAGGUAACUUAUUGUAGAAUUGCUUUAUUCUUCAUAUUUGUGUUGUCUAAUAGAGCACUGGUGGAUUACUCUACUUUCCUGCCUUCCCAGUGGAUUUGUCUUUAAGCAUGAUAAUGGUGCCUGUCAACUAGUUUUCGAGAAAGGGCAGCAGAAUGCUGACACCAAUUUUUUUUCUUAAUAAGAACUAAUAAUACUAAUACUGAAGUAGAGUGUGGAAAUUAAAAAAUAGAAGGAAAUUAAAUCUUUUUGCCUGGGAGACAGACACAGACACUACAAUGACUACUUACUUUCUACAACAAGAACUGCAGUGAUUGCCAGACUGCUCACCACAAUCAUCACUUUCCAUAAGAGGUUUAGGUCAUAUGCCCAAGAUAAAAGGGCAGACAGGGCUGUGAGUACCAGCAACUGCCAUGGUUUUCACAGUUCUCAAGAGGGAACUGAAAGAGAUAAACCUCAAAGUGACAAAAUCAGCAGUGUAAGAGCAUUGCAAGAAAUUCCACCUGUAUUAGAGGAAAGAUUUAAAGAAUCUGUCCCAAACAGAUGAAGAUCGGGUAGGUGACUAAAAAAUAAGUGAUGUUGGAGGAAGCUGGAUUUAAAUUGGGUAUCAUCUUUCUCUGUUAAUUCCUCAUGGCUUGAUGAUGUUCUGAUUUAAAUCCUUUCCUGUGGAUUAAAGCAAAGCUAUUGGGUACUUAGAUGAAGAAAACAUUGAAGGAACGCAAAACCAAAGAAAACCAACAAUAGAAGGAAGAUGACAAAACAGUGCAAGGAGAGGCAAAUGGAAAUAUAGUGUAGACCUAUUUAUGGAAUUUGAAACAAUAGGAAACCACAGAGCUAUUUGCCAAACUGCUAUGGAAGUUUCCAAAUUGGAACUGCACCAGUCAAAAGCAAGGAUGGAAAAAUGCUUACACUGGUGAUGGAACAGAAACACAGGUCUGUCAUACUAAAAUAAAA
Taeniopygia guttata (zebra finch) is the source of this 5649-nucleotide messenger RNA. RefSeq lists its product as uncharacterized. Lineage: Eukaryota; Metazoa; Chordata; Aves; Passeriformes; Estrildidae. The record is from RefSeq and is a predicted model, not a curated record.